AUGAAACCUGGCCAAAGUAUUACGGCCGACACCUACUGUGCCCAGAUUGACAAACUGCGACACAAUCUUCCAACAAUGGUCAGAAGGAGGGGUCCGGUCAUUCUGCAGGAUAACGCACGGCCCCAUGCUGCAAAGAAGACCGUGGCAAAAUUCAGGGAACUGGGAUACGAAGUCUUGGAGCACCCUCCUUAUUCUCCAGACUUGGCUCCAACGGACUUUCACCUUUUUAAACACUUGUCUUCGUUUCUUAAUGGAAGAAUCUACAAAACUCCAGACGAUGCCAAGAAUGCCUUCAAGAACUUCAUCAACUCCAGAAACCCGGAAUUCUACAAUCGUGGAAUAAAAAGCUUGUAA
Molecule: messenger RNA, 354 nt
Organism: Bursaphelenchus okinawaensis
Lineage: Eukaryota; Metazoa; Nematoda; Chromadorea; Rhabditida; Aphelenchoididae
Source: the annotation of a GenBank genome assembly